Lymnaea stagnalis (great pond snail) is the source of this 14223-nucleotide messenger RNA. The record is from the annotation of a GenBank genome assembly. NCBI's taxonomy places the organism in Eukaryota, Metazoa, Mollusca, Gastropoda, Lymnaeidae.
UUUCAGUUAGCUGCCUGUUGCCAGCAUUGGUCAAUUCAGAAGGUAAGUUAAAUAAAAUUAAUUAGGCUUAAGGAGUAUUCACUAUUGCAUAUGAACCAAGCAAAAAAGUAUAACCACUAAUAAUAGUGUGAGUGGAUCUGUUCGUCUUAGUGUUUCUUUUGCCUUGUGAUGUAGUCAAACUUACUAAUAAGCUGUUUUUGACUUGACUUGUGAAUUAGGGCCUAAUGUUUAAAUCCUUGCAAAGAUUUAACUUAUACCAGAACUUGUUGUAUUCAUACAUUGCUUUCAUAUUGAAGUAUUAAAAUAUCAAUUAGGUCUUGGUAUCAAAUGUGUUAGGUUUACUUCAACAGCGGCUUUUAUUCAUCAAACAAAAUUAUAUUUUAAAUGAUUAUAUGCAAAAUAAAGUAGGCUAGACAGUCAUUUUGAAAUACCAGUACAUGCUAGCUAUUUUGUAUUUAGCCACAGGAAGGCCAUGUUAUCAGUUUUCAAUUACACAUUAUAUUAUUAGUAUGUUCCAGUCUUUCUGCAUGGCAUAUAUUUUUUUAUUUCCUGACUAAAAGAAACACAAAUAUGGUAGGAGUAUUUCAAAUUUUAUUGAAAGAGGCAAACAAGAAAGUAACAAUAUCACUAGCACAUAAGUUAUGCCACGAGAUCCAGGUAAUUAUUUAUACGACACUUAUAUACAUGAACUAACAUUGUAGGGAUUGUUAUUUAUUUGCUACCACUAAUGAUCACUGAGCCCAUAAACGUGAUCACCUUUUAAUAUUAGUUUUCAGGUUAUGAUUUUUUAAAAUAAUUUGUAUGAUUUUUUAAAAUAAUUUGUACACAAGUCAUCAAAGUCAAUAACAUUUAUGAGUUGUAUUCAUUUUCAAAAAAUUAAUGUAUGAAAUAGCUGCAUAUACUCAUUAAAAAAUAAAAUUAACAUAUAAUAUAGCAACACAAAAUAUAUCAUUACGAGAUGUGAUCUGGUAACAAAUGACCCUCUUCAAGAGUUGCAGGAAGUAGUCAAAUUGGUGUUGACCUUUUCAUUGCAAAUUAUUGUUUUCAGCAUCUUUAAAUGCCUCAUUAAGAUAUAUCCCCGUCUGUGGUAGUAAUUAAACAGAGGCCUGAGUGUGUUCAAUGCCUUCAAAGGUAAUAACUUUGUUUAGUCCAUCUUUCGGAUCACAUUGUGACUGACUUGGAACGAUUCCUUUUGUUGAUGUGUUUGAGCUGCAGGUGCCAGAUUUAGGCAAACCAUCUGAGUCACUGUUUUCCCAUGUGCUGUCCUUCCUUGAGGUUGAGGAUGAGGCUAUGCUGUCCUCAGAUUUCACAUAGAAGUGGUCUUUAUGUGUUUUGCAAUGAGCCUUAUUUUCCUUUUUCUCUGCGGCUUCAGCUUGAUGCAUGUGUUUUUUCUUCCCUUUACAUCCACGAACCAUAACCCUGCAUGUUAGAAUCUGGUAAUAAGCACAGCGAAACUGUUCAUUCAUAAAUCCAUAAAGUAGAGGAUUGAUUGCACUCCCAAGGAAAACAGACGUCUGGCAGAACAUAUGAAAUGUCUUGCUUAAUAUUCGACUCCAGUCAAUGACACUUGAAAUUGUACAUGGAAAGUAACUUAAAACAAAGACAACAAAGAUAGCAAUCAUCAUUCUUGUUAGCCUCAUUUCUCUGCGAUGGUUAUUUUGUCUCAUCAUGUAAUUCGAUGUCGUUGAAAUGUGCAAGCGCUGGUGUGAUGCACGAGUUGUUAUAUAGAUAGCACUGUAGUAGAAAAUGAUGAGUCCACAUGGUAUAGCGGCACGAACGAUAAGAAGAAAAAUUUUGAAGGUCUGACUUGAGUUGUCCAAGCCCAAAUUACAGCUGGAAAGCAUUGGAAUGUAACCAAAAUGACCCCAUGCCUGUAAAGAAAGAACAUACAAAAUUGUUUUCAUGAUGUAGCAUAGAAUUUUUCUUCCCUCAAUAUUUCUCUUUACUUGUAACUUAAUAUAAAUAUUUAUUAUUAGGUUUUCGUAGAGGUAGAGCAACCAACUGUUCUAUUUUUUAGAAUUUUGCUUAACCUUUAAUGGCCGCAGGUCAUACGAAAAUUUGCAGUCCAAUCAAUAAUCAGCCAUUGAUUCUAUCUUUAACCGUUAAUUUUAUUUUUGGCGGUGAGGUGCUAUGGUAUAUCUUUAAACAGUCUCAGUCUGUACAUUUUGACUUACCCCAAAGACAGCAGGUUGUAGGAAAAGUACCGGGACAACCCAUGUUGCUGCGACCAUGAUUACAAUGUUCCAUUUUCUGAACAACUGCUUAUACCUGCUGACAUCAACAACCAGCUUAUAGCGAUUCCAAGCUAUUAAAGUGAUGGUCAUAAUUGUUGUUCCUGGAAAAUAGUAAAAAGAUAGUCAAGUGAAUGAGAUCCUUUGUUAGCAUCCUCUGUGAUGUGAGAUUGUCUCUUAGCAAUCACCAAUUUCUAUUAAAAAGUGUGUUUGAAUUAUUUAAUGAAAGAACAAUUAGUGGAUGAUUUGUUUAUUAAAGAGGAAGAAUUGUCUCGGCUUGUAUCGGUACCUGUGAGAGUGUAGCCCAGAAAGCCAAUGAACUUGCAAAUGUAAUCAUUGAGCUGCCAUCCUUCCAUGAGGUAUGUGUACAUGUUGACUGGCAGAACCACCGUCACAAACAGGAGGUCACAUACACUUAGGUUAGCCACAAAUAGGUUGGAGACUGUUUGAAGUUUCUUGGUUUGUAGCACAGCUAAUGUCACAAGGAUGUUACCUGGGGAUAAGGAAGAUUGGUUUCAUUGUUUUAAUUUUUUAAACAUCUUUUUUCGAAGUUUUUAAAAACUUUGGGAUUGUGAAAAGAAGCUUAAAUAUUGAAUACAGAUAUUUAUCUUCCCGAAGCUGGACAAGUGUUUUCAUAGAAUAUACAAAUUGUUAAUGAUUAUCAGUAACAUCCAUUCAUAAAUUAGUAAUCAGUGUAAAAAUUGUCCAUCUAUAAUAAUAAUAGUCACUGUACACUAAAAAUUGCCAUUGCUUAAUUUUUAACUGAAAUCGGGAGUGAAUUUUCAAAGACCAUGUUCAGUGACCAAAUAAGAUGUAGACCCUUAACCUAUGAAAGAUCUGGCAAGCCAACAAGCCCAGUAGUUUUAUAAUUGUUGGAAUAUAACUGCUAUAAUGUUAGUAGGUAUUUUCAACUCAACAUUCCUAAAAAGUUUGCAAAUUUUUUCUAUAACAUGGUGAACUACAGACACUUAAGUUUGUGUUUUUGUUCUCUUUUCAUUUUUUUUCUCCCUUUUCAUUUUUUUUCCCUUAAAAGCUUCAACAUCCUUUGUUCAAAGAUUUCCUUGGCACAUCCUGAGCACACAAAAAUGUCUGUUCACCCCUGAUCCCAAUGACACAAUUGCCCACUGCCGAAUAAGGGGAUGCAACGUUCACAUUUUUUUUAUAAAGAAUUUUUUUGAAUUACCUCCCAUUCUUGUAUUUGUUGUAUGGCCCAUAAUUAAAAAAAAAAAAAAUAUAAUUAGCAAUUACUUUUUCACAUCUUUUUGUACUUCACAAAAAGCAGGAUUAAUUUUUUUUUUAUAAAACUAUCAUUUCAAUUUCUUAUCCCUGUGCGUUAUUUAUCUUGCUAGCUUAGAUUGAUAUAUUUUACUAACCGGUAUGAACAUUCGUCUUAUCAAAUGUAUGUGGCUAACGCUAAUCAUUACGGGAUUGUUGCUAAACAAAGAUAAAGAGUUUUUUUUUUUUAAAUUGAGCUAAAGGGACACGUGUGAGUAGACGUGCGCAAUUGCAGGUAAUUGCAAUGAAUGGCUCCCUUGUUAUGUGAGUUUGAGGUUUAUUUUAGGGGUAGAUAUGAGAUGGGGGAGGAGACAAGGUGACCUGGGGCGUGGCGAGCUGUCCUAGGCAAGGAACUCCAAAAGUUAUGCAGCUAUUAAGAGCUUGAGCUCAGAUAAUGCGUAAAUUUAUUUUGAUUUUAAUACUGCCAAGGGUUAAUUCGGCUCAUACCCUCUAAAGAUAUCAGCAGGAUGGGGAAGUCCGAAAUAAAGAUAACAUGCGGGGAUAUUAUAUGUGUAAGUGAAGUCGUCGUGUUGGAUAAUGUGACUACGGGCCAAAUCAUUAAUUGAUACCGUAGAAAACUCAUUAGCGUGAUGGUAUUCAAAGGUAUUCAAUGUUUAACUUUGCAGUCAAAUUUGACCCGCACACCCUUUCACCUAGCCAAAAGUACUUCCAAUUCUUUAAGUUUAAGCUUUUACUUAUACUGCAACUCAUUCCGGUAUUUGAAACCCGAACACACCGACUUUUUCUCUUCCUUAGAUGGAUUUUGUUAUCGAUCCCAAAUGAUGUAAUUUUUUUACACUGAAAUCUGUGAAGGUUUUAAAACUGAUUUAAUGAGACUGAUGGGAUCUAGUGACUAGCAAAGCAUGUGUCCCUCCCACAAUUUCAGACCACAGUCCGGGUUUGAAGUGAUAGGAUAAGCUACUCACCGAUGCUACCCAGAGCGAUGAUAAUUGCCAUGAACGAAAUGACAGCGACAAGAGCUGUUUUCUCCCCUUCUUGAAACACCAUAACCUCCAUUGAAUCGGUGGUCUUGAUGAAUAUGCUCAUAUCUGGCAGCAAGUCCUUCUCACUCAUUCUAAUGUCAGCUUUAACUAAUCACAUCCAUUAGAAAACAAUUGAUGCUACCGGUACUUUUAAUCCCAGUCACUCAUAAACAGUAGAAAAAUAGAGAAGAUCCUUCUCAUAUCUUGUAUGCACUUAAGUACAUGAAGCCGAUGGCGCUGUUUGAAAUGGCGUGUAUCACAUUAGCUGGCUUUCAGAGUUGUGUGUCGAAAGUCCUUUUUUUCCGACUGGUAAUCCAAUAGGGACUUGGUUUGUUAUUCCAACUCCGUUGUAACGUCACCUUUAAUUUACGCUGCUCUUCGUUUUCUUUCGUUCACCUCGUUUCCCAAUAACUACUGUGCUGUGAUUGAUGGCCUGUUUAAAUGUUUUAUAUUACCAAGAUAAUGCGUUGUUCACUUGAUUAAUAUUUCUCAACUCAUUAGUUGCCAAUAAAAUCUCGGCGAGCCCAGGUUGUCGAAUGCACACAUUUGAUCUGAUAUCUCAUCAGCCAAGUACCUUUACUCCCCUCACCCUCGCCAGUCCCCGCAGAAAGGCACAUUUCUGUGAAAGGGAAGCAACUGUAGACAGACUGGUUCUCCUCACUGGUACCACACGCCAUCGCUACUCCAUUCGCUGGUUCUUCCACUUGGGAAGCAAUAUGCUAAUUAGUUUAUCAGGAUACACUUGGGAAAAUGUAAUUUCCCAUAAUAUACUUUGAAUUGUAAACCACAAGGGGUAUUUUCUAACCUUACUUCUUUCUGCUGUAGGCUUAAUCGGUCAACUGAUGAACGGUCAAAUUGAGCUUUCAGUUUUAGUUCAGUCAAUUUUGCUACCUCUAAACAUUAUUAGAGUCAUUGGGUGCAGUCAGUUAUCAAACUUGUAUCCGGCAUUACUCGCUUUGGCGUAGAUAUUUUACACCCCAAAAAGAAACGGUGUAGUAGAGUUUCACUUCAGGCAACUUGGGUUAUUUUUGUGCCUCGUGUCUCGGCUAACUCUAUAAUGACAGGCUUGAAUGAACCCUUGGCAGAAUGUUUUUUUUCCCAAAUGAUGUAAACCCUUUGACCUUAUAUAUGUGAAGGUUCAAAAACUGAUUUAAUGAGACUGAUGGGACAAAGCCUUUGCCUUGAAACAUUUCCGCCUUAUCAGGUAGCGGCUAGUUAAAACUAAUAUAAAUUGUAAGAACAGAUAUGCAAAAAUCACAUUUUAUGACAUUGUAAAAAGUUGAGUUUAAAGAUUUAUUUUUCUUCAUGUAGGGCAUUCCGUAUUUCAUUUUGGUCACUUUGAAAUAUAUCAAUUAUAAAUACAGGUACGAGUUUAUACUCACAAAGGACAGAAACUAGUAGCACUGGUUCCGAAUAGUCAAUACUUGAAGCUAAACUUUGUAUCAUUGUUAACAUAUUUAUUAUGGACUUGAAAAGUAAGUUUGGUGGGAGUGGGGUAUCAUGGAAUCAGUUUAACCUUAAUUUUAACCAUCUCCGUAGUUUGAUUGUAUCUAUUGAUCCCAGAUGAUGUACUUUUUUACACUAAAAUCUGUGAAGGUUUAAAUCUGAUUUAAUGAGACUGAUGGGAUCUAGUAACUAGCAUUAUCCCGCCUCCAUUUUUAGCACGUCCAUUAAAAGUUAUAAUUGAAUACCAUAUCGGAGCCUGUACUCCGGAUUUAAAGCUGCAGUAUACAAUUUAUAAUUACGAGUAUUUUUUUGGCAAUUAGUGACAAACUAUAACAAUGUAGUGUAAAAAGAAAAAAACACUACUGUGAAACAUUGCUCCCAGCUUGGAGAAUAAAUGUCCUUCCAUUAUCUUCGGGGAACUCCCCCCCCCCUUUUUUUCCCCCCUUUCCACUUUUUGUGUUGGGGGGUUAAAAGUUUUACACUCAACGUUGGGAAAGACUGGUCGAAGGUCUAGAUAUUUUUGAUAGACUGAUUACAUGAGACUGCCAUUACUGACUGACUAUACCGUGCAGAAAAAAAAAGUAGUACACAGUGUUUACGCUUAUUCAGUACCGGUAUAGACAUAUGAAAGAAACGCUCAGAACAUGCCUCCAUUUCGUGCCGCUUUAAAAAAAUGCACCGGUUAAUUCUUGAACAGUUGAUGCAUUAUCCAGUGUUAUCAUCUGGUGGAGGCGACCUGCUUGUAUUUCCUCGCUCACUGAGAUCUUGAGAUCCAUGUCGGCCAACCAUAAUAAAGUCCAAGCUACCGCUACCUUGUGCGUACGUGCAGACAGCCGGUCAGCGAGGUUUCUGCACCUUCGGUCAGCUUCCUGGUCUGUUUGGCCAGACACUGACCGGUGCUUAAUCUCUUCCAGACAUGGGGGCGAUGGGAAGGUCAAGUUGUCCCUGAUGAGUAGAACUCAGGCGAUAGCUUAAUGACUCAUGUCCUACGUUGCAAGACUGACUUGUAGACUGAGCCUAAUGACCUAUGUGCUAGUCACUGCUGCCGUACCAUGCAAGGUUGUGUGGAUUGUACACUUUGAGUAUAAUGAAUAAAGUGUUACUGGCACCAAUGAUCCCUCUAAGGUUUGCUGGUUCGUAUGCAAAAUCAUACAGUUGUGUGCAAAAUCAUACAGUUGUGUGCAAAGUUUUACAGCAUCACUUUUUUGUGUGCACAAUUUUACAGCUCACAAACACAAAGACACACUUACAUGGAAAUUUGCUGCGCGGAUACUCAAAACUGCUGCGCGGCGUAUGUGAGAAAGCUGCGCAGCCGCGCAGCUUAAAGGGAACAUUGACUGGCACCAUUCAAGAUUGUGCAACUUGUAUACCGGUAAAAAGUUGGGUAGUAUUAAAUUCACGCUUUAGAAGGAAAACUUACGAACUUACCACAUUUAGGCCAUCUAGUGCUUUCCUUUCCCGUUAAUUUGUGUGUGUGUUUGCCUCUAUAUAAUGUAUUCUUUGGCCUUUCUUUUUUUGUUUUUUUAAAGACUUUGUUUCUUCUACUCACAAAUCUGGCAAGUUUGUACCGGUAGCAUCAAACUUUGUUACAUGUGACAUUUCGCCACGGUUGAUGGCGUCUGUCUCGUUUUGACCUGUAAGGUCGCUGGCAUCUGAGUUACAGCUCGGGAAUGCUGGGUCGAGUGUUUGUGAAGGUCUGUGUUUUCUGUGUGAUGCUCAAACAGGUGAUAAUCGCAGUUUUCUCCCAGUUUUGGCUUCAUAUAUCAUUGAUAAUUUGUCAUUGGGUUGAAAAUCCUAACUUUAGUUUUCAAAAUCAGUUUCUAUGAUCUUUUUAAAAAAAUAUAUAUAUAUAUUUGGUGGUAAAGAUUAUAGUAUUGCAGUUAAUUGUGAUCAUUUAUAAUCUUGCCAUUGUAACUCUAAAGUAAUUCUUGUUUAGUUUUGUCAUCUAUCAGGUUUUCCCCUACUUGUAUGUUACAUUUCACAUGAUACAGGUAACAAGAAGAAAUUGAGAUUGUUUACUACCGAAAUGAAACACAAUGUGAUUGAAGAGGUAAUACACCUGCCCUAUUGAUUAUGGCAAAAAAAGAAUAUUUCUGAGUUCUGAAUGAAGGUGAAUAAUGUUUUUUUUGUGUGUGUCCAUUUCAGGCUGAUUGAAUAAGAAAAUGGCCAAGUCCAAGAAUCACACCAAUCAUAAUCAGAGUAAGUACUGAUUUAUAGUAGCUAGAAUUAGAAUAGUAAUAAAAUUGUACUAAGUAUUAUUACUGUUGUAACAGCAUUCUAUCAUUAUGGUGAUUUCAACAGCAGACCUUUGCCAUUGUGGGUACUUGAAAGGCCUCAAGGCAGGUUCAGAUCAGCACUAUAAAGUAUUGUGCUGCCUUUGGUUUUCGUGUCUUGAAAGCUAUUUAAUUUCAUGGUAUAGGUACAUAUAGAUAUAGGUACCAUAGGUACACACAGAGGUAACAUACCCAUAAAUAUGCUUUUUAACCACAUAUACAAUCUUGUUCACAACUGGUGCAGAAAGCUUGUUUCUGCUUAUAUACUGUUACCAGUGACAGGCAUCAAUAAAGUGUUUGCAUAAAUCUUCUAAUGGGCAUGGAUUAUUUAAGUCACAAGAGUUCUAAGAGGUGCCUUAUUGUGGUACCGUACCAGUAAAAUUGUUGUUUGUUAAACAUUACAUAAUCUAGCAGAUAAUGAUUACCUGGUGUCAUACUUUUUCUUCCUUUUAAUUUAAAAUGACCCCAGGAAAUGGAAAGGAAGUAUCUCUCUCUCUUCCCCCUCCCCCACCCAAUAUUGGUACAGGAAAUGUAAUUAUUGAGCUGUUGUUGAGACAAGUAAAUGACCUGGUCAUCUUUAGGAUUCCAUUUGGGAUCGUGUCCUCCCUUCGAGACCAACCGCCAGUGUUUGAAGGAAUAGAAACGUGUUACAUGGUCAGGACGGACUAUUGAAUUAUGUUGGAAACUGGGUGCGAACAAGGGAUUUGGGGAAAUGUGAUUAUAUGGAGAGAUGUCGAUGUUAACAGGGGCGCCAUUUAGGCGGGUGGGAAGGUACCUGACGUCAUUCUUUGCUAUGUUGGUGGCGCACACGUUACAUGAUGGCUACUGGCAUCGAUCAGCUUGUGUGUGUGUGUGGGAACAGGGCCGUGCCUAGCAAAAACGCCGUUAGGGUCGAAACCUGAAGAUGGUGCCUAUCAAUAUAGAACGGACAAUUUCUUUUCUUUUUUUUUUUCUUUUUUUGCCAUUGUCUCUGUGAAGUACCGGUACAUAAAUAAAUAAACUAUAUUAGAAUAACUAUUUGGACGCGCCCCCCCCCUCCCCCCACACACACACACACUUGUCGCGUGACCCUGGUUAGUAGCAUCCCUGAAUUCGACUACCAGGCUAACAAUCGUAUCUUACCAAUGACGACUCCUUUAACAGCUAUAAUAGUGUUUCUUAAUCUUAAUUAUUUUUUGUUCCAUAAUUUCAUAGAAAAUAAAUGUUCCAGUUUGAUAAUAGGCAAGACAGACAAACGGAUAGUCUGGUCUCAUGCGUUUAUUAUUUUAAAAUGUAGUAUCGGGAUUGUUAUUCCAGAUAGAGCCCACGCCCCUUACUACUAAAUUGAGAACCACCGAUUUAAACUACGUUACCCGGUACAUUUAACUAAAAAUUGUCCAAUUAUUAAUCAGUCAUUAGAGAAGUACGGUAGUCUAUUACAUUAUCUGUAGGCUCAUCCUCGAACCUCGAUUAAUCAAGAUAAUUCGUAUGGUUCAGAUGUUGCCAGGGAGAACUUCCGACGAAUCAGCAAUUUGUCUGCUGCCUCAGACUAUUGUUCGCUAUUUGAGAAAAGACGACCUUGUCAUUCAGUGGCGUGAGAACAUGACUGACUACACCACUACAAACUUUCACUAACAGUGGUUCUAACUUGUUUAACCAGAUGUAUCGACAUCUUCUUUGAGGCGAUAUUGUAUUACCUCAUCACGGGAUGUUUUUUAAAAUAUUUUUUGGGAGGGGGAUCAAUCAAUAGAUUUUUUUGAUUUUUUGCAAUGUUAAUAUUCUGUUAAUCAACAUGAGAUGGAGAGUGGCUCACCCAGUGAUUGUAGAUACCUCAGUUUGAGAUCCGCUUUUCAGCGAUAUCAUCUUUCUGCUCUAUGUCAUUUCCAUCGGCCACGUGGCCGUGCUACCUCUCACCUCUCAUGGGGUGAUGAAUGGAGCAAUCUCAAGGAGGGGUUAACUUACUUGGUUGGCUAUAGUUACUAACACUGGCCAGGUGCCAACCUAAGCAAUAAUUUGGUUGAACCGUUAAUUGCGCUCUCACUGUCUUCAUACGAGAAAAACAAGUGGCGAGAAUUUCUUUUAAUAAAACAUACGAAAUGGCGUUUGAAAACCACUGAGUGGUCAGCCUUAUCUUAUACAGACAUUGCUGCUUGCUAGUCUAACAUACCGGGUACCUGACUUUAUAGUGACAUAUGUUAUACUUUGCUCUAUAGAUACCAGGGUUUUGGAUCGGAGCUCUGGAGCAGGAUCUUUUUUUCCCGGAGCUUGAUGUGGUAAAACUUCUUACUGCUAUGAACACAAGUUUGAAUUAAUUUGUAAAAAAAAAUCUAAAUUUCUAGCACCAAUUUUUCUACAGCUCUGCUGCUCUACUCAUCUAUCGAUACUUUUACAGCGGCCCCCCCCCCCCCCCCACACACACACACACUUGGCCAGGUAUACUUCUGGUACGCUCAUUUGCUUAGCUAAUAAGAUGGGUAAGUCACAAAAAUAGAUGAGCUUGAAGUGGAGCUAACAAAAAUUUGUAUGGAGCUCCGCUCGGCCAAACAAAGUCUGCUCCAAGCCAAGUCCCUGAUAGUGGCAGUAUGAUAAAAAGUGGCACAAGUUAGGCUUGUCUGUAUAGUGUCGGGGAGAUUUUUUUUUUUAUUUCCUGCAUAAUUAGUUUAAAUAAGGCUUCAGUUGAUUAGUAUACCGAUAGUACGGCACGGCUGGUGUGACUGUAGCGCACGCCGAUCCUGAAGUCCUUGCGGGGGCUCUCACCGGAAACGUGAGUACAUUAUAAAUGUGACCAAGCUUUUUGUGUCUGGGACUAAUGAGGUGGGGUGGAUGGCGCGUGCUGGUGCUGUAGGAAAACUCACGUUUUAAAGUAUAGCGGACACGAGACACGCGGAAAGAUCUGUUGUGACCAACUUGUUUGGCCUUGAAAAUAAACCUAAAUAUCGUCAAGCAUGGAAUUUAACACACACAAAAAAAAAAAACAUCCUCUAAUUGCAGUCACGUUUAAGUACAUUUCUUAUCGUACUGAUUUAAUUCCUAGAAAGGGGGUACUAUUUAGACGCUUAUUCUGCUUUAGUCAAAGGCUAAGUUAAUGCACACACUAAGUUAAUGCACACACACACAAUCACACACAAACUGUUCAGGCUGAUAUGAUAUAGCAAUUUUCAGAUGGUGGAUGAAAUCAAGCACUGAUUUAGAUUGAAUAGCACUAGAGUACCAAAACUAUGUUGCUACUAAAAGGAAUAAAGUGCUUAUAAUUGAUCAUGCAGAGUUCGACGAGAGGCCUGAGCACCUAACUUGAGGACUUUUAAAGCUUUUUUUUUUUAUUUUUUAUUUUUUUUAUUUUUUAUAUUAUAAAAAGAUUAGUAUGUUAAAAAAUAAUAAUGUUAUUCAUUGAUGCUUAUUCCCAUUUUGUUUCUUUUAAUUUUACUUUGCAUUUAAUUGAACAUAGAAUAGUCUCGUGUUAAAAAUGUGACGCCCAUAGGUUCAAAUAUUAAUGUGAAAGACACCCCGGGGGCAGGUUGCAAAGGGGGGGGGGUGCCUAUAAAUUAUUAAGUCUCCACGAACUCAGUUGGUCCAGUUGGAAAAGAUGAAAGCUUUGUCCUUGAAAACGUGUGUAUUUAUAACAUGUCACGUGUAUGUACCUAGGACCUAUCGCACGUGCUCUAUUGGUCUGUUCUGACAACGUAUCUUAGUGUUUCCCCCCCUUGCCAUCUGAGAGAUCACGGUCAGGCUAUUCUUAUUCCAACUAGAGCUGGAAAUGAAAACUUAAGAGGGUUUGGGUCACUAGCACAGUUGGGGCUUCCAUUUCUAGCUUUUCUGCUAAUGGCUGCUUUUAACUUGCUUCAUACGUACCGUUGUCGUCGCCACCAUUAGCAAUGUGGUUGUUUUUGUUUUUUUUAAAAACUCUGCAUAGUUAUCACUGACUUCAGGUAAUGCCUUUGCAAUGUUUGUUAGUUGUUAUGGUAUUUUAAAUAGGCCCUAAUAUUCUAGUUACAUAUUGGUAUCAGACGUCGACAUAGUUGGACCCCCAUUUUGGUCUUCACAAUAUUUGGUUGGUUCGCCCCUCAGUAAUAAUACUUAAAUAAUAUCAAGUAGACCAACACGUGUUUAGGACAGCGGUACGCAAAAAAGUCAACUUUUUUAGCCCCUUUCCUGUUGUACGCGUACUUUUUGAGGACCCCCUCCACCAAUGUGAUCGUACAAGAAGCUUUCGGACGACCCCCCCCCCUCCUCAAAUACCAACGAAAUCAAAUAAUGUAUAUUUAAUUGUAACUUCUCAGAAAUAAUAACAAUGUGUGACAGGCUUGCAGCGCCGACUGUUUGACCAACCCAGUGGUUCCCAUAAUAUUAAUUAAUAUAUGCCGCGUUGCCAGUAUUGGAUCAUUUAAUACUUGAUGUUAGCUACUUUAAUUUUAACGAGUUUAAUGAAUGAAAUAAAUACGUUUUUAAGGGCUCCUAUUUCUAAGACUCAAAAACACACAUUAGAAAGUAAAACAGUAUUUAAUCAUGUUAAAUCGUGCUAUUAGUUCUUUGCUUAACCUUGGUUAUCUAUAUAUGCAUGAGAUAAAUGAAAUAUUUGUUUUCACUAGAGUUUACUGGUUGUGAUAAAGGCCUGAAUUUUUGCUUUUAGUUUGAUCCUGGUGUCUUUGUUUAAGAAAUGUUCCAGAAGAAACUGUACAGUGUAUUUUAGUUUAAAUUCUUGAUUUUUUUAGUAAGUAGGUCAUCUGAGAAUGUUCACCUUUGGAGCGUAAGGUACCAUGUGAUAUAGUUACCAUGCUAAUAAAUUGCACAUGUUGUUAAACUUACUUCCUCACUUAGCUAGACUUGAUGAGUUUACCCUACUUUUAGUAUCUGUAAUGAGGUCGUUCAUCUUCGACUCGGCAACAAGGCUUUGAAGUUUGUAGGCUAGGAAACCAGGAGUUAAUUUUCCCUGUAGUUCUAGAACCCUAAAAUCUUUCUUUUUUUUUUUUUUUUUUGGUUGCUCUUUUUUUAUUUUUUUUUUUUGGAGUACGGUAAUUAAUUUAAAAACGUUCUUUAGCAUACCUCAUCAUAAGGAGGUUGGGUUCCUUUUAUUUUCUCUGUUGUUCUAGAUCCCUAAAAUCUUUCUUUUUUUUUUUUUUUUUGUUUGUUCUUAUUUUAUUUGUUUUAUGUGGAGUACGGUAAUUAAUUUAAAAACGUGCUUUAGCAUACCUCAGCAUAAGGAGGUUGGGUUCCCAUUUGUGUAAAGUAUUGUGUAACUGUAACCGCCUGUAGUAUUAUUAUGCUUACCGGUAUUGCUGGCAUCUGGAUUUGUGAUGUGAUAUUAUUGUUUGGGUACCAUUAAAUAGUGUACACUAAUAUUACUAUAAUAAAGAACAGAUUUCUCCUUUUUACUCUACACCUAUGUACACGACAUAAAAUGUGUGAUAUCUUCAUAGCCAUUCAACAAGUCAUCCACCCAAGGCCAGUGCAUGCCAACAAGUGCACAUGUGGUUUUGUGUAGGCUGACCUCUUACUGACCUCACAUGACAUGUUAUUUUCUUUAUUUCUCCAUUUAGACAAGAAACACCACAGAAAUGGUAUCCACAGGCCCAAGUCCAACAGAUAUCCCUCCAUGAAAGGAGUAAGUAUAAGUUUUAAGGUUUAUCUAGUGAUAACUGAAUGUUUAACCAAUGAGACUUUGUCAGCUCUUGAACUAUUAGAAGUGCAGUCUGCAUUAGAUUUUAAAGGUAAUUUCUAGUACUUAUUAAGUUUAAGUGAUCAGGAAGUGGGCUCAAUAAGGCUAUAAAACUGAUAUUAGUUAUCUACAAUAAUUCAACAGAAUAGUUUAUACACAUAAAUUAAUGACCAUUAUAUGCAAUAAUUUAACAAAUUCUUCCCCUUUGAUUGACAGGUUGAUCCCAAGUUUUUGAAGAACCUCAAAUUUUCCAGAAAACACAAUAAAAAGAACACAGUUGCUGUGAAGUCUGAUAAUUGAAGCUACAGUGAAUUGGUGUGAGCAUGCCAGGAUCAGGAUAUCUGUGAGAGUGGAAUUCUAAUAAAGUUCAUUGGCACUAUACA